Molecule: messenger RNA, 337 nt
Organism: Staurois parvus
Lineage: Eukaryota; Metazoa; Chordata; Amphibia; Anura; Ranidae
Source: the annotation of a GenBank genome assembly
GUAUUUAUGACAUGAUGUUUGCAGAGCCUUCUGGGUUGUUUAAUAAGGAGUGUUGUUCACUUGGGCUGCCUCUUAGUGAGAGUAGAAAAUGUCCCAUCAUCAGUGGGAGUAGACUCAGACUUCGUGGUCGUAAGAGGAGGAAUAGUGCUCCUUCAUUGCUAUUAGUUGGAGGAUUAGUGCUCAAUCGUUGGUGUCAGUGGGAGGAAUAGUGCCCCAUUGCUGGUGAUAGUGGAAGGUAUGGUUCAUCAUUGUUGGUGUCAGUGGGAGGAAUAGUGCUCCAUCAUUGGUGUCAGUGGGAGGAAUGGUGCCCCAUCAUUGGUGUCAGUGGGAGGAAUAG